AUUCCUCUUAAGUUAUUAUCAGCCAUUAGAUAUAGGUUUCUGAUUGUGUAAACCUGUGUAAGCUUAUAAAUAAGCAUGAUGGACGAAAUUGUAUCUCUCUAAGAGAGAGAGGGGGAUUUCCCCUCCUCCUUCAUCAAUGAAAGGGUUUUGAAAACCAGAAACACAAAUCUAUUCUCUAGUCUUAAUCUCUCAGUCUCUCAGUCUCUUAAUCUCUGUUUCUAAGUCUCUUAUACACUCAAAAACACUCUUAUCAAUCUCUGUUCUUAAAUCACCAUUAAAAGCUCUCAUCUUGCUCAAUUGGAGCUUAUACACAUUCACACACACAACCAGAGUAGUACUCUAUAAAAACUCACAAUCUUAAUAGGGUCCUUUUGGCUCUUACUUAAAGACACGUGACCAACAAGAUAGGUCUAAACUUCUGAAAAAACUGACAUGUGUAACAUCACCUUGGCCAGCUGUUGAAUUUCAAGAACAAGGGGUGAGGGUAUAUAUAUAACUUUAGUUUUGGUGGAGUCAAAAAAGAAGAUAGAGAGCGUUAGAAAUGUCUGGAGCGCAAGGAGCAGAGCCGAUGGGAUCAAAGAAGGCGACGACGUACGAGUCAGUGGAAGGAGGACAGAACAAGACAAAGCUUGAUAUAAGGUCAAAGGAAGACGAAGGUGGAAUUCAAGUUGAUAAGCACCAAGAAAAGGUCACCGAUGCUGCUGGUCUAGGCGGACCUGUAUUUGGCGCUGGUAAAGACGACAAGAAGCAGGAUCUUGGUGUUACCGGCACUGGCUAGGUCUGUGGUUUUGAAAUGUAGAUUAAUAUGA
Brassica oleracea var. oleracea is the source of this 809-nucleotide messenger RNA. RefSeq lists its product as uncharacterized. NCBI's taxonomy places the organism in Eukaryota, Viridiplantae, Streptophyta, Magnoliopsida, Brassicales, Brassicaceae. The transcript is spliced from 2 exons. The record is from RefSeq and is a predicted model, not a curated record. The coding region runs from base 542 to 778 and encodes 78 amino acids.